GAGCAACUGGAGCCAACGGUAUAUCUCACUAUAAAGCUUUUACUGAGCAUGUAAUUAGUUUGUUUUAGUAAUUUCGGAACUUAGCCAAUAAGACUGGACCUUGUCAGGCAGGAUUCUUGGCACCACGUUUUACAAAACUGCAAGGAAGUUGUCUGUGCCUCACAUCGACGUUGAUAUGGUCAUCGAGAAAAGGUCUUUUCACUUCAACCCAAGUGAAUCAGAUCAAAUAGUUUAAUGGCAGGACGUGUUUAACAUUAGUAUAUCAAGAACAAGAAAUGGUAUUUCUAAUGGGAUAUUGCAAUUGAUAAGGAAACGGAUAUAAAGGUAUAUGAUCAUUGUAAUUUAAUUGACAAUUGAGCUUCAUGAUCGGAAAGUGUUUUUACAAGAAGUCACAACAUUGUUUUUAAUGAUAUAAACAUCAUUGAGUUAUCGUACAUCGUUAAGAGAUUUGCACCAGAAGGAAUAACAUUAUUUUGGGUAAAUAGCAGCACUGGCCAGCGAAACAAGGUGUUCAUAACAGUUUUUCGCAAUUUGGUAAAGAAAUGUAAAGAUCUUACAAGUGAAAUAACGAGAUAAUUUUCUGGACUUUAAAACGAAAGCUAUACAAAUUUUACACCGAUCGUAAUCAAGAAAAUCGUAUUUUAAGUCCAAAGUGCGAAGUUAGAAAAAUGUAAGUUUUACGGGAGUGUUCAAAAAGUACUGUGAAAUGCACAUCACGUAACAGAAGCUCGCGACUAGAGCGACGACGAAAACACCCUACAUCAACGAAAUAUCUCCAAUGUGGGAAGAAAUCCCUUAUGACAAAAUGAAGAGGAUUUUAUUUUUCUUAAUGACAUGUAACCUCGUGGCUUGGGGUAAAAAACAUCACGAAGCCAAUGGAGACCUCAGUAGUGAUCAACAUGUUAUGCUACAACACACUAUUAAGAACAUGCUUGGGUACGAGAAACUGCCCUCUGAUCCCAAGUCCAAGAGCACCGUCAUGGAGACUGCCCCAAAGUACAUGCUGGACUUAUACGAGAAAUAUAGAAAUGGCAGGUUCAAAAAGGACGAGGAUAGGGGAAAUACAGUCAGAAGCAUUCACGCAAGUAUAGUCAAAGUGAAUGGCCAAGUGAUGUUCUAUUUUAAUCUGAGCUCUAUACCAUCAACGGAGAAAAUUAUGUCAGCCGAAAUGCACCUUUACAAGAAGAAAAUGAAGACUCGGCCAACAUCAAAGGAAAUCAAAAUUAUGCUUCACGAGGUGGCGCCAGUGUACAUGAGCCAAAUAGGCACACGGACUUUAAGUCCGUUUAGUUACGGAUGGCAAUGGUUUGACAUCACAGACUCAAUCAAAAGCUGUUCCUCAACUCAACGUACACGCACCCACUCGCUGUCUAUCAAUUUUGAAACGGUGAAAGAAAACCGUGACAGCGCCAACAAUAUUGUAUUAAAACGAUUCAUGAGACAUAUGGAAAAGCCCUUUAUUAUAAUAUUUUCAAAGGCCAUUGAUCAGAACAUUACUGUUGAUCACGUGGAUCCUCAUUUCAAAACUGAAGAUUUGUUAGAGUUCAAUAAAAAUGAGAAUGAGAUCAUGAAGGCGUUAAGACCUGUAAAUAAACAUAAUCAGAGAAAGAACAGAAAACGCAAAGACUCUCACGAAAAACAGAGCAUGCGAAAUUCAGUUGAAACAAGAAAACAAAAUCGCGAGAGGCGUUCAAUAUAUGACAACGAGAUACCAGAGGAUCCAAUCGAGCCACCUCGAUCCACCUCGAUGUACAACGUCCCGGUUACACAUCCUGGUAUUUUACAGGAAAGACAGCAAAUUAAACCACGUAAACCUCCCAAAAAACUAAUUCCAUAUCCGCCCAAAUUCAACAAGAGCAGACGCUCAAGAGAACGCAACAGAAACAAAAAUAAAAAGCGGCGGAAGAAUAAAGGUUCGAAACGUCAGCCAUUGCUACCUAUACCUAGAAAUGUGCAGCCGUGGCAACAAGAAAAUAACCAAAUUCCUAUAGACAGAACUUUACUCUGUGGCAGGAGAAGGUUGGUCGUAGAUCUUGCAGAUAUUGGGUGGAGCAAGUGGGUGAUAGCACCCAAAUCAUUCGACGUUCAUUACUGCGCGGGUCAGUGCUCCUUUCCUCUUUCUAGGGGUAUGAAACCUUCUAACCACGCCACAAUUCAGAGUUUGGUUCAUGCCAUUGGGAUCAAUUCUCACGUGCCACCCCCCUGCUGUGUUCCUGAAUCCAUGUCCUCAAUCACUUUGCUAUAUGUUGAUGAAGACAGGAAUGUAAUAUUGAAGAACUACCCAAAUAUGUCUGUGAAUUCAUGUGCGUGUCGCUAGGAGACAUCUGUCUAGAUACAUCUGGGAAAAAUAGGAACAACCUGUUAACUCUUGAGAUAGAUGUCAUGCCUUUAAUUAAUGCUGUUGGGGUGCUUGACGUUUCAAUCAGAAGAGACAUGACACUUGGAAUAGUGACACUGCAUAUGUUUUAAAUAAAACAUAUAUUACAAAGAUGAAAUGUUUCACUACAUGGUGGCCUCAGUACAUGCCUAGGUACCAAUAAGGUGAUAUGACAUGCUUAAGAUGGUAGCCUUAAGAUGAUGUUUGAAGCUCUGUAUAUGAUGAUAUGCCCAAGGACAAUGGCGAAAAUGGACAUAUAAGUGCCCUUUCAGGACAUAUCACAACAAACAUUUCACAAUAUGGACAUCACGGUGAUGGGAAUGUCAGAAAGGGGACACUACCUUAACCAUGAAGACGCAUGUCCUAACAUAGACAUGGACCAAGAUGGGGUUGUUUAGACACUGGGACAAUGGCCCAUUUGGUCAAACGCAUCACAUAUUGUCGAUAGAAUGACAUAUGUAGCCAUGCCCACUUUGCAAAUGUCACAUAAAAUAACAUGUCAAUUCAAUAAGUUCAGAACACAUAUGUUCAAAGCAUGACACAUCAACUAAGAUGUGAAGUUAUGCACAUGUGACAUCUAUUGAUAAAUAAUAUAUUGGAAAACAUAUUUCUGCUGUAUGUCGACUGGAAUUCAAUAUUAAAGGCACACAAAGUGUGGAACCUUUUACUCCCAAAGUAUUUGACAAUGGUGGUUCUGCUAAACUAAAAAACAUGUACAUGUACUAUUUUCAUAAGGCAUUUCUAAGACACGAGUCAAGGUUAUUCCAUGUAACAUUGAUUAUUACUAGUUAUUUUGAAAAUCAGUCUGACAUCCAAGGUUUAUAAAAUGAGAUGUAGUCUUUUUCUAGCCAUUGUAACUCCCACUGUACUCUUGAUGAGUCGAGUCUAGAGACUUCAUGCAAGUCUUCAUUUACAAGAGAUGAGUUAUCCUUAUAUAUUUAGGUAAGGCACAUAUAAUGAGAGUGUCGUUAACCAAGUUCGGUCCCUUUUUCUCAAAAGGCCCACUUUACUGUAAAUGAGAGAGAGAGUGGAAGGUACUAAGAAAGUGCAAAGAUUUGGACUUUAUGGACCUUGGAUACAGGCUGUCCUGUAAAUAGUGUACCAUUUUAUAGUUGUCACACAUAUACAGUGAUUGAUUUUUACCUCAGGAUGACACAUAUAUACAUGUAUAUAUAAAAAAUAAUUAUUUAUUUAAUUUUCACUUGAAUGAAUGACCUGUAUCUGUCUCUAUCUUAAUUACACAUAUACAGUAUACAGAGUGGGAUAAAAUUAAAUUACAAAUAUUACACUUCUGACUGAGAAUUUUUGCCCACCCUGUACUUAUACAUGUACAAGGUAACACAACACAACCAGUGUGUUGAUGUGUUUUUAAGAUAAAGAUGUUACAUGUUAUUAAAAUAACAAUCACAAAUAAUCAACAAAUCAAAAUGUAUCAAUACCUCACACAAGAGACUAUCAAAUGAAAUCCAUGAUUUUAAUGUCAUUCAAACAUGACAAGCUCUCGACCAAUCAGAUUGCAUCUAAGCUGUGCGUUAUAAAUGUGAUGGUGCAUGAUGAAUCAUAUUUGGGAAAUAGAAAAUUAAUUUUUGAUUAAUGCAUAUUGUAAGGAAAGACAAAACAAUUUCCCAUUGGCCACAGUACAAUCUCAGGCCCGUAGCCAGGGAGGUUCGAGUAUGGGCUUUCAAUAAGAUAGUUGAAAGCC
Messenger RNA from Owenia fusiformis, 4079 nucleotides. NCBI's taxonomy places the organism in Eukaryota, Metazoa, Annelida, Polychaeta, Sabellida, Oweniidae. The record is from the annotation of a GenBank genome assembly.